Messenger RNA from Malaya genurostris, 879 nucleotides. RefSeq names its product protein C10. The record is from RefSeq and is a predicted model, not a curated record. Lineage: Eukaryota; Metazoa; Arthropoda; Insecta; Diptera; Culicidae. Bases 228 to 578 code for a protein of 116 amino acids. Gene Ontology annotation, biological process: post-embryonic development. The transcript has a single exon.
UAGAAUGCCAUUGUGCUCGUUUUGUUUACAGUCGCAUGGCGUAAAGAAAUUUAAUUUUAUACUUAUUUCAAUUAAAAGUAAUACGGAUAGAUAAACUGAAUACUUAUUGUUGAUAAACUGAACAGAACAAGGGUUAGUCGUGACAGGAAAGAAAAACAAAACACUCUAACGCCUACAAACGUGCGAUUCAUUUGCUUCUGGGUCUACCUCGAACAGUUUUGGUACCAAUGUCGUACCUUUCGAAUUUCACUGCCGAAACCGGUAAGACCAUCCUGAUCGACGUGCUGAAAACGGUUAACCAGGCAGAGAACGCAAAGAAACUGUCGGAGGCAAAAGCCAGCUCCGGCAAAGAGAUGAUCAAAAUGAUGCAGUUCGUGUUUCCUUUAGUGAUGCAACUGCAGAUCGCCGUCAUCAAAGAGUAUGGAUUCCCGGCAAAUCGGGAAGGGUUGGUGCAGUUCGAGCAGAUCAUACGCGAGUUCGAACGGGAGGACGUGGAUAUUGCCCGACUACGGUCGCAGAUACGAUCGAUCUAUCUACCACCGAUUAAUAUAUACAAUACGAACGAUGUGUUAAUUUAAAUGGUUCGAAAUCAUUACAGGAUUCUUAAAUUGAGUUGAGACAAAAGGAAGUUUUUACAUGAAUGUAUCGUAUUGUUCUUAACAGUUUUAUAAUACUCUAGAUAUAGGUAAGACUGAAUCGAAAAAAAAAACACUCGAUAUUUUAUGGACAAGUUUAACACGAUAAGUUACAAAUCCUCAAAUUUUGCAUGAUACUGCCAGUGUUAACAAUAAUAGCGAACUGAACUGCUUCAUUAAGACUACCGUUUUUAGAUUUACAAGUAUUUAGGUAAUGCGGCAAAUAAACGUGACAUAAUACUAA